AUGAUAGGAUGGGAUUAUAAUUCAUAUGGGUAUCAUGGAGAUGAUGGUAAAAAAUUUACAUCACAUAUUGCUGGUAGAAAAUAUGGUCCAUUAUUUACUACCGGUGAUACAAUAGGUGUCGGGAUUAAUUUUUUAAAUCGUACUAUUUUCUUCACUAAGAAUGGUAUACACUUGGGUAAAUGUCUUUUAAAAAAAUGUGAUAAUCUCUAUCCUAUGAUUGGUAUGGAAAGUAUUAGAGAAAGUGUUGAAAUAAAUUUUGGUCAAAAACAAUUUUCGUUUGAUAUUUACGAAUAUGCGAAAGUAACCUUGAUUUAG
Molecule: messenger RNA, 315 nt
Organism: Funneliformis geosporum
Lineage: Eukaryota; Fungi; Glomeromycota; Glomeromycetes; Glomerales; Glomeraceae
Source: the annotation of a GenBank genome assembly